Molecule: messenger RNA, 939 nt
Organism: Plasmodium relictum
Lineage: Eukaryota; Apicomplexa; Aconoidasida; Haemosporida; Plasmodiidae
Product: methyltransferase, putative
Exons: 2
Coding region: 1-939 (312 amino acids)
Molecular function (GO): S-adenosylmethionine-dependent methyltransferase activity
Source: RefSeq, a predicted model, not a curated record
AUGUUUACUUUUUCUUCCUUUAAAAAGUUAUUGUUAGGAGUAACAGUUGCAAAUGGAGGUGUGAUUUUUGGCUGUUUUUAUAUAUAUAAAAAGAAUAGACCUCUAAAUGAUAUAGUAGAUAAUCCAACAGAAAACUUUCGAAUUAAAAUAUUUGAUGCAUUAGCAAAAAACUAUGAUGAGAAAAAUGAUUUUAUAGAAAAAAUUACAUCUAUAAAUAAAUACAAAAAAAAAAAUUUUCGAAAGGCACGAGGAGUAGUAUUAGAAAUAGGAGCAGGUUCAGGUAGAAAUUUUUCUUUUUUAAAUAAAAUAGAUGCAUUAGUAUGUGUUGAAAAAAGUGAGAAUAUGUGUGAGGAAUUAAAAAAAAAAGUGGAAAAAAUUAAGCCACCCUAUCCUGUUUAUAUUAUAAAUAAUGAUAUAAAAAAUAAUAUUUUUAAUCCGGAAGUUUUUGAUUCUAUUAUCUCCUCCUUUACAUUAUGUUCUUUAGAAUAUCUUGAUGAAAGUUUAAAAAAUGUUUAUCAAGCAAUGAAGAAUAAUGGAAAGUUUUAUUUGGUUGAAAGAGGAAUUAUAUAUAACAAGCUUAUUAGAUAUAUCCUAGAAAAAUUAAAUUUAUACCCAAAUCAAAAAAUACCAUGGGAAUAUGGCUAUUAUGAAAAUAGAAACCCUUUAGAUAUUUUAAAAAAAAAUAAUUUCAGCAUUGUUUUUAAACUUGUAAAAAAUGCAGGAAGUAUUUAUGUAUUAAUAGCAAAAAAAUACAUUUCGUCAGAUAUACAAAAUGAAAUAAACAAUAAUCAAGAAAUGAAGAAAUUAAAUUUUGAUAUACAAGAUAAAAUGAAUGAAAAGAAAGAAAUAGAAAAAACGAAACAAAAAAAUAUUCAUAUUAAUAGUAUUAUUUCUGAUCCACAAAAAAUUUCUAUAUAUUACUAUUAUAAGAAUAACUAA